AUGAGUGACAGAGAUGCCCAAUAUCCCUUCAAGGUUACGAACGUGGUCAAUGUUAUCAACAGCACGUCCCCAACGUUAACUGCUGCUGGUGGUGGUGGAGGAGGUGGUGGAGGUGGUGGUGGUGGUGGUGGAGGAGGUGGUGGAGGUGGAGGUGGUGGUGGUGGUGGUGGUGGUCGUCGUGGUGGGGGUGGUGGCAGUAUAUCUUGGGAGGAGUAUCUUAAAUCUGGAGUUGCAAUUAAUUGGAAUCAUCCUGAUGUCAUAUAUCAUGCUAAUCAACUUGGUAUCCCAAUACCAGCAGGAUCAUCUUCCAAUGGUGGUGGUGGCGGUGGACGGUGGUGUUAUAAUGCAUGUGGACAACUGGUAUGGAUACCGUAAGCUUGCCUUGCUUAUUGUGAUUUAUAUUGCCAAACGGACGAAGCCCACCUCUCUCCCUUCUUUCUCUGUCCCUUUUUUCGCUUCUUCUACUUGUUUUUUAUUUUGAUAUCUUUAUUUCUGUAUUAUCUUUUUUUAGGGUUCGUAUGGUCUGAUCGGGAGGAGAUGUUGUAAUUGCUAUAUUUAUUUGUAGUGUCUUAUGUAAUUCUGAAGGGUUUACUUGGAUUAUCAAUAAAUUGCUAUAAUAUGGUCUUCCUAUAAAAUACAUAUUCAGGGACGAAAUUAAGAUUUAAUUUUAAGGGGGUCAAACAAUGACACAGUGAAUAAUUCUACUCAACGCGUUAUUCAACUUAUUGUUAUAAACAAAUUUGUUAUACAUGAUGCAUUAAAUAAUUCAUCAUCGAUGAUUGUAUUUGUUGACAUUUAUUACCUUUUAUCCCUAGUAAUAUCUGUUGAAUUAUCAACGAGUCUUUAGUUCAAUAAUAUUUUUGUCUUAUGAAGAUUUUAUUUUCUUGAAAUCAAGGGUGUUAGAAUUAAAAAAAAAAAAUUUAAAACCUUUUACAAAAUUUUAGUUUCACCUAUUUUUAAAUAUUGAGUUUUCAAAUUAUCAUUUACAGUCUUGCACUCGUCUGUUAUCAUAAGAAACUAACAGUACAAACGUUUAGAUAUUUUAUGGGUAUUCAAAAGUAAUAGGUUGUUGACUAAAGUUUCACACGGGAUUUUCUUAUUGCCUAUAUAAAGGGUAUUUGGUUGUACCUGUUGCCUAUCAUCUUGCAGGUCAAAUAUAUACAGCUUGUUAUUUUGUCUUAUAGCACAACUCUUCUUUCUUUAUUCUUCAAGCAGAGAUACCCAUCUCAACCAACCACGACUGAUAUAAUGUGUAUUCUUAGUGUGAGUUGUAGUCGCGAGUCAAAAAAAUAUAUUUGUACAAGCAAUAGCACCUCGUCUGAUACACAUUCGCAACAACUAUAAUGCAUUAUAAAACAAUCAUGGUGAUAACGGUGAGAUUUUGAUGUGGGCCGCCAAUCCAAGGCCCAAAGCGUUUGAUGGACCUCUACGUUCGUGACAACCCAAACAGCUUGUCCACAGCAUACCCACCUUGCAAAUGAGACGGGCCCCCCAUCUCAAAAGAAGAAAGUCCAACAGUCCCUGGAUUUUGGAGUAUCAACUCGGCCUCCAUCCAGCCCAUCACAUAGUAUAUAGUUAUGAUCCACCAUAGACUAUCUACACAUGUAUAUGCUAUGCUGUCAUUC
Ilex paraguariensis (yerba mate) is the source of this 1625-nucleotide messenger RNA. The record is from the annotation of a GenBank genome assembly. NCBI's taxonomy places the organism in Eukaryota, Viridiplantae, Streptophyta, Magnoliopsida, Aquifoliales, Aquifoliaceae.